AUACUGCUCUCUCUUUCUCUCUUACAGUCCACCAACUACAACAUCGUGGCGGAUGAGAAAAUGUUGGUCUUGCCCUGCAGCAAAGAGGAAGAUCGUGGCAAUGCGGUACUCUCCGAUUUUGUGGACGUUACCGACCUGCAGCUGGAGCUCGACAAGGACCUUCAAACAUUCCACAUCAGUUGCGAUAUUAAGAUCAAACUGCUGCCCAAGGGACCCAUCAAAAUGCAGGUGGAUGUCUAUCGGUGGGAGCGUGGACAGUGGUCGCCAACAGUUUUCGCAUUGAAGCGUGAUGAUAUUUGCCGAUCGCUGGUAGAUCCUUUUGAGAUAUGGCAUCUAUACAUUGUCACCCAGAUACCCAAGAGUCAGCGCACCUGUCCACCAAAGCUAGGACAAGUUUACAACUUACGGAAUAUCACGAAUCGCAUGACGCUGAAGAAUAUGCCACGCUGGGAUAUUGAAGGUGAUCUCAAGUCCGUGGUGCAUUUUACAGUUGGCUCAAAGACCAUUUGUGCUCUUGCCUUUGUUACAAUCACAAUUGAAUAAAUGCGGAACAUAUUAUAUUAUCCUUGUAUAGUAAGUGGAUGGGUAGACAUACAUAAUAUGUAGGCUAGUAAGUUCUUGAAAUUGUUUGCUGUGCUUUUACGAUCUGUAUUCUACCUAAAUACUUCUAUCUAAAUGAAUUGCAAAUAAACAAGAUUUCGUACAGCAACACCAAAAAAAAAUGUCGCGUAAUUUGCAGCCAAAGUUCUCUCAUCUCAUCUUUUGUUAAAGUGAUAAGCAAAAUACUCGUAAUCCCCCAGUAAAAGCAAAGUAACGCUCUGCUCUCGUAAUCCCCAUUUGCUAUUUGCCAACGGCUCAAAGUCAGCGCCACACAAUUUCAGCAAAUUGUGUUAACUCUGAUGAAAAACUGAACUCAUUCUUAUUUGGCCGUUGGCGCGUGAUGGCAAAAGUAACCCACUGAAUUUAUGAUCCCAUCUCCUCCCAUUUAUUUACUAUAUUCUCCCCUCCCCAAGAACCUCCCCAAGAUCCUCUGACACAUCGUGUGUGCUAUCUAGCUGAAUCUCACGUGGUGGCGAAUUUCAUUGCCCCCGUUUGUUCAUACUGCAAAACAAUUAAAAUAUUGAAUGUAAGGCACACUUCAUGCAAUUUACUUUAAGCUAUUAUUUGCUAGCUACUUUAUACGAAAAACCUACAUACAUAUAGUAAGUCAUUCAUUCCCAUUCCCAUUUCUUUAACUCUAUCAACAAUAAUAUGAAUAGCUUUAUAUU
Drosophila sulfurigaster albostrigata is the source of this 1268-nucleotide messenger RNA. RefSeq lists its product as uncharacterized. NCBI's taxonomy places the organism in Eukaryota, Metazoa, Arthropoda, Insecta, Diptera, Drosophilidae. The transcript has 2 exons. The record is from RefSeq and is a predicted model, not a curated record. The annotation marks the transcript as partial.